CCAUACUGCUGAAGGAUGUUUAUCCUGUGUGUUUCAGGACUCUCUCUGGAAGGGGAGAAGCUUGUGGAUGAGGAGGUGCUGAGAGCUCUUUAUGGUGUUAAGCAGAUAAAAGAAGUGAUGGCCAGCAAUGAGAUGACACAUGAGCAACUGAUCAAGACGCUUCAUAACAGCAGAGAAAAGAAGAAGGAAGUGUCAGUGAUGGCUCAGCAUGUGGUAAAGAAGUUGGACGAGGCUGAGCAGGAGUGUAAGGACACUUUGAAAACCUUGUGGGAUGAGUGUCAGCCUUGCCUGCAAGACGCUUGUAAGAACUUCUACAACAGCACUUGCCGUCGUGGCUUUGCUAAAUUCUCCAGUAAGCUGGAAGGCUUCUUCCACAGGGUAAGCACACACUUUGGCUUGAUUAACACCCAAGACGCGUUCACUAUAAACAAGAGUACAGAGAUGCCUGACUUGCAGGUGAAGAGGUUAGAGGACUCAUUUAACGAUCUGGUCUCCAAAGUCGACACACUGGUAACCCGCAGCAUGGCGCUGGUGUUCAAAUUCCACAGCAAGAUGGAUGAAACUCUGCAGCAGGCCUUCACUCCAGAGCUACAGGAAGAUAAGGAGAUGAAAGCACUAGACUCUGACUUUCUGCAGGGAUUAGGAGUAGGGCUCAAAGAUGUGUUGGAGUCCUUUGUUGACUUUACAAGCAGCGUGUUGGAGGAGUUUGAAACUGUGAUCACACAGGCAUUUGAUGAUCUACAUGGGAUCAUGGAGGAAGCUGAGAAAGAACAAGAGAAGCAGCUGCUCCCUGGAUUCCUUUACAGCAAGACGUUGUGUAGAGAUCUGCGCAGACAGUCAGCAGAGUGCUGGCAGCUCCAGAGCAAGUGCCAAGCCUGCCAGGGACCAUUCUUUUCUGAGUGUCCAAGCAUGCGUGAAUUACAUAUUGAGCUCAAUGAAGUAUCUGAGCUUCUGGAUGUUGCUAAGGAGCAGUAUGACGAGGUCCUAGGUAUCGUAGAGCGUCACACUGUGGACACCAUCAGCUGGAUCAACAACAUGGCUGCCGAGUUUGGCUGGGUGGUUGAGCUUGCUGAUGGUGGCGUCAUGGAUCAGAACAUCUUCAACAUCACUAUGGUGGAGAACGAGGACACGGUUAACGUGCAUGGAGAACAAAUAAAGGCUCCAGUGGCUGAUACUAAGGUUGAGGUGAACAUUCUGAAUGCUCCUCCUCUUACACUCACUGUUCCAGGCAACCUGCAGCCACAAGAUCCUGCUUUCAUCCAGUACAUAGCCAAUGAGGCUUUGGGUUUCUACAAACAGAAGAUGAGGCCAGAAGAUGCUUGAGACUGGAGUCUGGAGGAGAUAUAUACCUUUUACACUUGGAUACACAAAUGUAGCUGUAGAAUUUUAAUCUACUGUACAUUUUAACCUCUCCAGUACAUAAACUACAAAAUAAAGGUUUCAACAUGAUGGUUAAACACAGUAUAUCAGCUUAAGCAGGGUGUCAGACAUACAGUCCAUCAAAUCCAGUCCAUCAAAUGAAUUUCAAAUCAUGUUCAAUUGAAUAUUAAUAUAAUAACUCUAAUCGGACGGAAAACAAAUUAGUCUACAAAAGGAAAACUCAAAACCACAAAGCUGCUGACAAAAUAUGCAGUAAGAUCUCAAUUAAUUUACAUGUUAUAACUCUACAAAAUUCGGAACGGUUUGAGGAGCCGAACACUGUACAGUAAAUUACAAUUUAGAAAUUUUGCAGGGGAUGUUGUUUGUUUUUGUAAUAACGUAUUGCAGUCUGUGUAUAUUUCCGUUUGUGUAUUCAGAAUGUACUUCAGUUGUUCAUUUCAUAUUAAUGUUGUAAUUUAACACAUUGUUGUUAGUCGUCGAUGUGUUAUCGGUCACGUACAUGGGACUGAGUGUAACGUGGCAUGUUAGUUAAAAAUGCGAUUUCUCUACACAUCCUUGCUCUACAGUGUGGUGUAUGAUCUAUAGUAUUAUCAUGUGUUUAUUGAUAUGAUGCUUGAAUAUUAAAGAAUGUACAUUUUUAGUCUUAAUUUUUUUUUCAUUAUAAUUUGAACUGUAUAUGUGGUAGAUCUGUGUGACGUACAGUAACAAACCUGACCUAGCUUCUCAAAUAAAAUGAAGCUGUACCUGAAAA
Messenger RNA from Tachysurus fulvidraco (yellow catfish), 2131 nucleotides. It is a transcript of the gene clul1, whose product is annotated as clusterin-like 1 (retinal). NCBI's taxonomy places the organism in Eukaryota, Metazoa, Chordata, Actinopteri, Siluriformes, Bagridae. Bases 16 to 1323 code for a protein of 435 amino acids. The transcript has 7 exons. The record is from RefSeq and is a predicted model, not a curated record.